This is a messenger RNA of Ogataea philodendri, 4263 nucleotides long. RefSeq lists its product as uncharacterized. The record is from RefSeq and is a predicted model, not a curated record. The coding region runs from base 1 to 4263 and encodes 1420 amino acids. The transcript has a single exon. Gene Ontology annotation, cellular component: nuclear pore inner ring; nuclear pore. Gene Ontology annotation, molecular function: structural constituent of nuclear pore. Gene Ontology annotation, biological process: RNA export from nucleus; transcription-dependent tethering of RNA polymerase II gene DNA at nuclear periphery; protein localization to nuclear inner membrane. NCBI's taxonomy places the organism in Eukaryota, Fungi, Ascomycota, Pichiomycetes, Pichiales, Pichiaceae.
AUGUCGGUUCAUUUUGGCCAGGUGCUUGGUUUUGGAAGUUCCUCCGAUGCAAAGAAGGAAGCAAAACUAGAGGUAUCUGAUUUCCAGAAGAAAAGAGCCGCAAGAAAGGCCAACGUGCCUACCUCGACGGCAACACCUUCUGGGAUUGGAUCUUUGUUCCCAUCUACACGGUUGACCUCUUCCCUCUCUACAGGCUUCAACUCAUCUCAGCUCAUGAACUACCAGCUCACAAGUGAGAAAUCCCUGCCCUUGUUGUCCAGUACUCCCCCAAUGAGUCUAGUUAGUCAAAGUAUUCAAUCAGCAAUCGAAAAGGACAAUAACACACCACCAUUGAGUGAGGUAUUGACCAAGUAUGCCAUCGACAACUACAAUUAUAAGCCGAACGAGUCGUUAGGGCCAUUUUCGAGGUUUGAGAAAUCGAGCAUUUACAAUAUCCCCGACCAAAUCUUCCAGGAGUAUCACAGUUUAGAUUGCAUCACCAACAUGGGACUUCUGAACGAGCUUCAACGUGCAUGGCUGACAAUUGACAACAAGCUUAUUAUCUGGAACUAUAAGGCCAGUUCCCAUGAAUCGGAGUACUUCACAAUUGAUGAGCUGAAAAACACCAUCCUCACAGUGAAAUUGAUCAAACCAAAACCAGGUGUUUUCGUGAAUAGUGUCAAUUAUCUGCUUCUAGUUUCAACAUCCAUGGACAUCCACAUUCUGGCUGUUGAGUAUACGCCAGAAAACCUCACAAUAUCAGAUACUAAGAUGAGCGUUCCUACACACGGUCUCAUUGUCAACAAAUUCAUCACUUUUGACCAAACUAACGAUAUUUUCUUCACUGGAAUUGGAGAUGGCGAGAACGUGUGGAGACUCAGCUAUUCCAAUACGGACGAAUGGUUCCAGCGUAAUUGCUACAAGGAAUGUCUCACAAAAUCUGGCCUGUCUUCAGUGGUGCCCAACUAUAACGUGUUUCAGAAGCUCCCCGGUCUGGGAUUGCUAGGCCAAGAGACGGACUCAAAAAUUGAAACUAUUGUGCAACUGGAAAUCGAUUCUUCAAGAAGAAUUUUGUACACUCUAUCGUCCAAGUCCACAAUCAGAGCUUAUAGAUUAAAGGUUUCCGAUGGAAAGGUUGAACUAGGCGCUUCUGUUGUGAAGAAGCCUUACAAUGUUCUCAAAGAUCUUGCGACAACAACUUUCAACCUUCAAUCCACUCUUUUGAAAAAGAACGAAUUUGAGAUCGUUAACAUCUUCCCAAUUACCAAGAAUGAGAGCGACAAUUUGUUCUUGGUUGCUGUUACCAACACGGGUUGCAGGCUGUACAUUAAUGGAAGCACCCUUUACGAAAGACUCACGUUGACUACAAGCUACGUCAAGUUCCCGCCUCCUGACUCGAGUUUCCACGACAAAUUAGAAUCUCUGAAGGGACAGCAGCUUCAGCAAGGUCAAAAUUUCAUGGCCAAUAACACAAAACAAGAAGCACCAAAAUCUAUAACCAAGAAUCCUUUGAAUAAUGAAAUCACUCCUCAGGAUUUGAAAGUUGCACAAGAAAAUUCGAAGCUCUUGAACAACAUCAAGGACUCGUUGAUCGUGUCUCCAGGUAUUUUCUUCUGUUAUAACGAGUCACAGUUCUACAGCUCUACUCCAGAUUAUGGCGUUUUGAAAAACUCCCUUCAAUAUGUUGAAGACUUUGAGCUACUGGACAAGUUCCAGACAAUCCAUUCGAUUGAAGCAAUGAGCCCAAGUUUCCACGCGACCAACACCCCAAAGGGGUACUGUAAUGAGUUCGCAAUUCAGUAUUUGGCCCCACCUCUUGAGAUAGCUGUUCUUACAACUACGGGAAUCCAUACUUACCGCUACAGAACACCUGAUAUGAUUAUCGAGGAUUCGCUUGAUGACAAAACUUUCAACGAAUUUGUUAACAAAUAUGGGUCCUGUGAAGCAUGUUCGAGUGUUUUGUACUUGGCUUGCAAAUAUGGCCAACCGGACAGCUUUAGAAAUCUUGCAACAAAAUACUUUAUUUCCGGUGGUAAGAAUUCCAAACUGAAUAAGAACUUGCCUGCCAUCGUUGAUAAUGUUGAACUCAGUGAUCGGUAUUAUUCAGUGAUCCUCUUGCUUUCAAGAUUAUUGAGAGAGUUCUGGGAUAAAGAGAUAUUCAAGCUUGAUCCAAAUGUCAAGUUCAACAAGAGUGGGUUCAUAAUUGAGGACUCUUUGAAGAAGUUGACAAAUGAGAAGGUGCUUCUUUCAGGGCUGAACAUCACAAGACAAGAGCUUGAAUAUUUCCUAUGUUCGCUCAUCAUCAUUUUGAGUUUCUUCAAUGAGAACAAGAAGAUCAUUCCGGGAUUGCUAGGUCCUUUGUAUGAAACAGGUGCGAACAGCAAGGAAUUGGAGCUAUGUCUUCAAGCUGAAAACAUUGGAUUCAACGCCAUUUUGAAAUUCCUCGAAAGUGUCAAAGAAGGUCUUUCGUUUCUCGCAAUUCUUUACGAUGACAGUGAAAAGACGAACAAGAACUUUGUUGAUGUGAUGACCUACUUGUCCAUUCAAAGCCAAGCCGAUUUGAGCUGUUUGACCUUCAAUGAUUUCUUCAGUUCCAACGAUGAGGCUACUUCCAAAUUGAUUAAAGAGAUUCUUUCAUCCGUGAUUAAUAAGAGCAUUUCGUCUGGAGACUCUGUGGAGCUGGUCGCGAACACUCUUCAAGAGAAGUGUGGCUCGUUCUGCUCAACUGGAGAUGUUCUCAUUUUCAAAGCAAUUGAAAGCUUGAAAAAGGCCAAAGACUUUGCCGCUAAUAACGACAACGAAAACAAAACCAAGUACCUUAAGGCUGCCGCACAACUUUUGAGCAAAACGCACGAUGCUCUUACAUUUGAAACCAUCAAUGACCUGACCAAUGUGAUGCUUCUGUUAGACUACUACCCAGGCGCAAUUGAACUGUUACUGAAAAUUUCAAGCUCAGGGGAUCCAACUAACCUGGGUCUGAAGUAUGAGCUUGAAGGACAAGCUACAUUAAUGAUCGAUGAUCCUAAGAAGCUCGCGUAUGAAAAACGUGUGAAGCUGUACGAAUUGAUUUUCAAGAUUCUUGUGGAUGUCGAUGAAAAGUCCAUCUUGAGCUUGGAACAGGCAGCCAAUAAUACUAGUUUCACCGAUGCCAAAGCCCCGAUCUCCUACUUCGGAGCUGAUGGACAACUCGCCACACAAUAUUCUCAACUUAGAGAUAAGAGUUACGAAAUUUGUCUGCAAAGCCAGGACAAACUGUUCCAUUACGAAUUCUACAAAUGGUUGGUCAAAAUCGGAGUGGGAGAACGCUUGCUUGACCUCGAGACCUCUUUCGUCCUUGAUUUUCUGAGGGACUACUCAACCAAAGACAUGGAAAUGGCCAAGCUGCUCUGGAUUUAUUAUUCCAAGAGGGAGAACUAUUUCCAGUCCGCCAGUGUGUUGUUUUCGCUGGCUAUCUCCAAGUUCGAUAUCGACCUUGCAAAUAGAAUCCAAUUCUUGUCGCGUGCCAACGGGUUCUGCAACUGUGUUUGUCCUCCUGAUCUGAGACAAGAAAUGACUUUCCUUUCGGUGACUAUUAGCGAUUUGCUGGCGGUUGCCAAUUUACAAGACGAGUUGCUGCUGACUGUUCUUGAUGAUGAACGUGUGAGCGAGAUCGCCAAACAGGAGGCAAUCAAGAAACUUAAUGGAAGAGUUCUACCUAUCAGUGAUCUUUACAAUAACUUUAUUGAUCCACUGGGAUACUACACACUUGCUCUGGUCACUUUCAAGAUUUCUGAUCACAGAAAUGUGGAGGACAUACUCUCACAAUGGGAGAGUCUUCUUAGCAAAUGGUACUUCAAGAAUAAAGAUUCAGGAGAGCCGUUUUUCUCUGAGAUCAACAACGAGUUCAUUGCAGUGGCGUCUCGCGUCUCCGAUACAGAGAUCUUGUUCCCCAUUAUCGACUUGUUCCAGUUGUUGGUGCGGUAUUUCUACUCACCGGAGUACAGCAUCAAGCAGCUCAAACCGCCAACGGGUGUGAUUGCGGACGCGUUCAUCCGUAGUGGAGUAUCCUAUGGUAAGCUCUACUACAACCUGCGCGACUUGAUUGAGUCCACCACGUUUGAGCUGUUCCCUGGGUACUUGAAGGUUUUGCAACAGGAAAUGAGCUACCUCAUUGCCACUUGGUUCAAGAAUGACAAGAAACUGAGAGACGUGAUCUCGGCAGACUCCAUCAAGGACCUGUCCGAUUACACUGUUGACAAAGAUCCGGUUUUUGCAUAUAUCAAAGCGACGGGAAACCCGUUGUGA